CAGCUCUGAUGUAAUUUCUUGGUCAUUGACCACCACAAUCUAGACGUCGAGCUCGUCGUCGACCAACAUGGAGGUCAUCAUAUCUAAGCUCAAAGCCAAAGCAGAGACUGUUCCAGAUAAUGCUUUACUUCGAGACACCAUCUCAUUGCUGACAGAUUUACACCGCAACCCAGCAAUUGCUCAGCGUAUCACUUGGGAUGGUCUCAUCCGGGAUUUCGAACGGUUACAGGAUGAAGGGCUAUGGGAAAUAUCCGAAGAUAAUACAAAACUUUUGCAUACGCUGCGCAGUUUUGUGAAUACUAGACUAGACGGACCCGCUAGUGUUAUCUCUGGACCUUCUCGUCCACCGGUUCAGGGAUCUUUCUCGAUUGUCUAUCCAGAUUCUGCAAAUGCACCGUCUCCUCUCAUCCCCACAUCCGAUCCAGUAGUGCUUCCCCUAGAGCUGGUAGAAAUUCUUAACCGCACAUACUUCCAUCAUUUGCUUGCUACAGAUCCAAAGCGCGUUGUCCCUCCCGGCAAGUCUCUCGUUUCAAUGUUGUCUCAUUCAUCCAAGGAGGGAGAAAAUGUUGCAAAACCUACUUUACGUGACAAGGUUGAGGAUCUUGUACAUAAAGCUUUCUGGGACGAGGCCAUAGAAUCACUCUCGAAUCCAGAGCCUUCUUAUCAGCUACCGCGCAUUAAAUUGUUGUACCACGACCUCCUCAUUGCACUAAAACCUCUUCUACCACCUCGGCAUCCUGUCAUCAUCACACUUUCCUCACCAUUAUCUCCGACGUCUUCCCCGUUAGAUUCAGCUAUUAUGCAUCUGCGUGAAGUUGUAGUGUCUCUGCGCGCGCGUUGCGCGCCAGUCCAGGACCGAGAGCUCGAUGACCUUCUUCAUUCAUUGGACGAACCUCCGCCCCGGUCGUCGCGUCCUACCUCACUAGCCACGCUAGUUGCAGAGGCGGUGAAAUCCAUACUCAAGAUCUCGGAGAUGAUGAAAGAUCAGCUCUCCCAGUUUGUGCUUGGAAGCAUGACUGAACAACAGCUCCAGUCUGCAGUGUCUAAACAGGCGAAGGUCAAAGAACGCAACAUCAUUUUGGAUCUUUGGAAGCAUUACCGGAUAGAGAGUAACUGGUUGAUUUGGCUUUUAAGUUGUCAACCGUCUUUUCAGGUUAGCGGCAUCGCCGCUGAGCUGCGCUUCAAGUGGAUUGUGCGACUUGUACAGGCGCUAGGAUCAUCGACCCCUAUAUCCUGUAGAUUGCCCACUAGAACCUUGUCUACCACAAAUCCCGGGCCUCACGUGGCGGAGCCUCCUGAUCCCUCGCCACCGUUCAUCGACAACUCCCUUCCACCGAUUUUUUUCUUCUCUGUUCGUGCGCUACUAGAAAUCCAGAACUAUCUACAAGCACUCGUGAUCGCUGCUUCUCUACGCACCUUAAUUCGUGCGCCUCAAGGUGCGCAAGCGAGCGACGCGAUGAGCUUCAUGGAACGGAUAUGGAUCCUGCUGAAAGCGGAAAUCAUAGAGGAGCCGGGUUCAGGCGACACAAAGCUCGUGCAUCUCGCAGAUGAGGUUGUUCGGGCCCGUCAGUUGGAUGGUACCAUACUCUCCGCAGAAGAAGAGACGAGGCUUCGCGCAGCAGUUGCACGCACCCUCAACCCUGAUGAUGCCGUGUUUAUGCUACUGCAGAAACGGGUACUGAAAGCGUUGGUUGACACACUUGCGCAUCAACGGUCUGAACCCAGACAAGCUGGAACACCCCCCAAAAUGCAGACGGGGCACCACGUCAAACGUGCCGAAAAGCGGCCUCAGCUAAUGAUAGUCUUAAAUCCAGAGGAUUUUGAUGCGGAUCACAAUGCGAAGACGCCUCGAUUGUCAAUUGGCAGGGUUCAGGGUUUUGAAGACAAGCAUUUGAAGGAAGUUUUAGAGGAAGUAUUUGCGAAAGUAGAUCAUUGCAUUAGGUGGGUGGAGGGUAUUUGGCAGGAUGUGCUUCAGGGAGGGGUCGUCGAUCGUGAGCUCGCUGUCUAGCUUUGUGGAACAUAGCGACAGAUAUGGAGCUGAGCACUUGAGAGGUUCACCCGCGAGCAGGAUGGCGAUCUGGCGGAAAAGUCUCAGACGUUGCAAAAAAGAUUAUGCUGUUGAUGGUCGCAGCUGGAGCCUUUCAAAACCUUCGAAUCAGUGUGGUAAGUAAACUCUUGCAAGAUUUUUGUCAAGUCCGUCACGGUUGCCGUACGCGUACGGUUCUAGUAAUGUCAAACAAUUUGCGGUGAUGGGCCUGUUAUCUACCCUCCUGAAGACAUUGUUCAGCAAGGUACCAGUCUUACGUUUACGUUGCACUUGUACUGAAGUACUUAGUGGCGUGCCGAAUAGUCCGCGGCACCGGCAUUUG
This is a messenger RNA of Suillus paluster, 2369 nucleotides long. RefSeq lists its product as uncharacterized. Lineage: Eukaryota; Fungi; Basidiomycota; Agaricomycetes; Boletales; Suillaceae. Bases 68 to 2008 code for a protein of 646 amino acids. The record is from RefSeq and is a predicted model, not a curated record. The transcript is spliced from 4 exons.